Molecule: messenger RNA, 1695 nt
Organism: Coccomyxa subellipsoidea C-169
Lineage: Eukaryota; Viridiplantae; Chlorophyta; Trebouxiophyceae; Coccomyxaceae
Product: ENTH-domain-containing protein
Exons: 9
Coding region: 1-1695 (564 amino acids)
Biological process (GO): endocytosis
Cellular component (GO): plasma membrane; clathrin vesicle coat; endosome
Molecular function (GO): phospholipid binding; clathrin binding
Source: RefSeq, a predicted model, not a curated record
AUGUCGAUAUUAGGGAAUGUCGAUUGGCAAAAACAGGGCAGUGAGGCCUUCACCUAUCUCAAGGGCCUCGGAAAUAAGGUCAAGCAGAUGGCAUUACAGCUCACAGAGGUCGAGAUAAAGGUUGAGGACGCUACCAAUAAUGAACCUUGGGGCCCCCACGGGAAGGAUAUGGCCGAAAUCACCAAGGCGUCCUAUGACAUUGAAAGCUACAAGCAAAUCAUGGGAGUACUGGCUCGGCGCCUGCAAGAUCAGGGGGAGGAAUGGCGGCAUGUGUACAAGUCACUGCUCCUGCUCGAAUACAUGGCAAAGCACGGUCCCCAGAAGGUGGUGGAGGAGCUGGUGUCCAACUUGGGAGUGAUUGAGAAGCUUACCUUCUUCGAGCACAAGGAUGCCAAUGGCAAGGACUGGGGCCUGAAUGUGCGCCAGAGGGCCAAGGAGCUUGUCGCUCUUGUGACUGACUCCGAUCGGAUGCGGGCUGAGCGCCAGAAGGCCAAGGCGAAUGAGACAAAGUUCACAGGAGUGUCUUCAGAGGAUAUGCGCAGCGGCGGCUUUGGCGCCAAGUCCUCGCUGGGGUAUGGCUCUUCAUCUGGAAGCCGGGGGACCCUGUCUGCUGGGGGGUCGUCCACCAAAUACCGCGCUGGCGGCGGCCUGGGCGGCUCCGGCUUUGGCUCUGAAAGCCGCGGCACCCUCUAUGAUGACUAUGAUGAGCCCACUCGCAGUGGGGACACCGAGAAGAAGGAUCCCAAGGAGGCGACGCGGGAGCGCAUAGAGCGGCUGAAGCGGGAGGGCGUCGUGGACCCCGAUGACCCUGGCGCCAUUCCCCCUGCCCGCGUCCCUGCCCUCAAGCCCGGCCGCAUCGCCGUCGCAGAGACCAAGGCGGAGGAGUCGCGCGGCCCCAAGAAGCUGUCGGACGUGAAGGUCAAUCCCAGCAUCGCUGCCUCGCUGGGCCAGCUCCCGGUCCCCGCUGCCAAGACCUCCAACGGCACAGCACCAGCCUCGCAGACCACUGCAGCCCCAUCCGCCACUGACCUGCUGCUUGAGCUGGACGCGCCUGCCACAGCACCAGCUGCAGCUGCGGAUGACAAUUCCUGGAAUGCGUUUGAGGGGCCCCAGCAGCCGGCAGCCGGCCAGGACUGGCUGUCGUUUGAGGGGCCGGCCUCCUCCAGCGUGGCCGCCGCCGGCAGCAGCGCUCCCUCGGCUGACCCCUUUGCGCAGCUCUCCGCACCGCCCGCUGCCGCAUCGGCUGGCGCGUUUGCAUCGGGCUCCUCAGGCCAGCUGGCAGAUCCCUUUACGGCGCCGCAGCUGCCACAGGGAGGGUCAAGCCGGGCAUCGUCAGCCUCCAAAGCACUGCCAGAGGACUUCUUUGGGAUGGGCCCGCCGCAGCCAGCGCCCAGCAUGGGCCUGGGCUUCUCACAGCAGCAGCCUCACCAGGGGAUGGCAGGGGGCCUGUCGCAGCCUCAGCAGGCAGGAUCUGGGUUUGGGGCGUUCGCGCAGCAACCUGCCCAGGGCUUUAGCAGCUUCCAGCAGCCAGCUGGGAACUCACCCACCUGGUCGCAGCAGCAGCAGCAGGGUUUUGGAGCGUUCCAGCAGCCCUCCAUGGGCUUCACUCCUACCUCAGGGAAUCUUGGUUUCGGUGCUUCCAGUCAGCCCAAGCCUGGAGGGCAGGUGAGCUACUCACCGCUGUACGCAAACUGA